Candoia aspera is the source of this 5776-nucleotide messenger RNA. RefSeq names its product AXL receptor tyrosine kinase (gene AXL). Gene Ontology annotation, cellular component: signaling receptor complex; plasma membrane. Gene Ontology annotation, molecular function: transmembrane receptor protein tyrosine kinase activity; ATP binding; protein binding. The transcript has 20 exons. The record is from RefSeq and is a predicted model, not a curated record. Bases 290 to 2962 code for a protein of 890 amino acids. Lineage: Eukaryota; Metazoa; Chordata; Lepidosauria; Squamata; Candoiidae. Gene Ontology annotation, biological process: positive regulation of phosphatidylinositol 3-kinase/protein kinase B signal transduction; cell surface receptor protein tyrosine kinase signaling pathway; multicellular organism development.
UUUUCUUUUAAUGAUACGGACAAAUGUUUUGAGUUGGGAAAUUAUUCCGAAUUUCCAAAGAAGUUUUGGCACGUGGGUGGGGGGGACCAACUUUGGAUCCAUCAUUCCACCGACCUCUUGGGUGCUGACUUCACUGCAGAUUUCGUCACUUGUUUUUGGAUACAGGGCUCCAGCGACAAUUUCUCCUUCGGGCAGCUGGCUCCUGGGGAGAGAGUUGCCCCAACUGAUUUUUCUGGAUUCUCGCCCUCCUCUUCCACUGAUGAGCCAUUAGACUGCUUCGGGAGCUGGGAUGUUUCUCGAGGGGGCUCUUCGCUGUCGGAAGAUGGGCCAAGUGAGCCGGUGCUUCUUCUCUUGUCUGCUGGCCUGGUGGAUGGGCAUCAGCAGCACCCAGGAAGCUGGAUACUUCCAAGAAAGUCCUUCAAACCUGACCUCGUCUUUGGGAAAGGAUGUGAAACUCUUCUGCUCUGUUCUUGCCCUGGGUGAGGCACCGGAGAUCAGCUGGCUGAAAGAUGGCGUGGCCUUGGAAUUUGCUGAUAGUAACCAGGUCCAGGUGCCUUUAGAAGAAGACGAAUGGAUGACCACCAGCGAACUGAGCAUCCCUUCCCUGCAGUUCUUGGACAUGGGAAGUUACCAGUGCGUGGCCUCAGUGAAUGGAUCUGAAAUCUUCUCUGAAGGAGCUCAUCUACACUUGGAAGGUCUCCCCUUUUUCUCCGAUGAACCCCAGGAUCUGGAGGUCACAGCUGAUACCCCGUUCAACCUCAGCUGUGGAGCUCAGGGACCCCCAGAACCUGUCUUGGUGAUCUGGUUGCAGGACAGUGUUCCCCUCAAUUCCUUGGCAGAUCCCCUGGCACAGACCCCUUCCCUGUUGGGGGUGAGAGGGCUGAAUCACAGCACAUCCUUCUCAUGUGAGGCCCACAAUGCUAAGGGGGUCAGCACAUCGCGAACUGCGGUGGUGAAAGUGUUACCUGGAGGGCCACGCGACUUAUCCCCUGCACGUCGCAGUGACCACAGCUUGGACGUGAUGUGGGAACCCGGUUUUAGCGGGGCCUAUGCGCUGGAGUUCUGCACCAUCCAGGCGGUGCGCUCAGAUGAAGACCUCAGCACUGUUUCCGACGAGCUGUAUAACCGCAAGAUCCGUGUCCCCCCUUUCAGCCACACGCUGAACGGCUUGGCACCCUUCACCACCUACUAUGUGCGCGUGGCCUGUCAUUCCACAGAAGGCAACUCCCCAUGGACCCACUGGGUGGCUAUGGAGACGUUGGAAGGGGUGCCUGCAACUGCGCCGGAGGACAUCGUGGCUAUUCAGAACGGCAGCUGCACCAUCAUACAGUGGGGAGAACCGCGAGGCAACAUCAAUGGGAUUAUUCGAGGAUACAAGCUGGUUUGUCAAAGUGGCGAUUCACCUGAGGUGAUUGUGGAUGUGGGACUGACCAACGAGACAAUCUUAUCCCUGAACUCAACGGUACAGAACCUGACUGUACGGGUUGCGGCCUACACCGGUGCUGGAGACGGGCCCUGGAGCAAGGCUAUCAUGGUUGUGUCCUCAGGACCAGGUGAAACCCUACCAGAUCCUCAGCCAGUAGGGCUCUCCACUCCUGUCUUCUCCUGGCACUGGUGGUAUGUGGUGAUCGCAGUGGCUACUGCCUUGGCGGCCACCAUCUUCAUCAUCAUCUUCUUGGCGCGUAUGAGGAAAAAGGAAACACGCUAUGGGGAAGCAUUUGAGCCCAGUAUAGAACAGGGGGAGCUGGUGGUUCACUAUCGUGCCCGCAAAUCGUACAGCCGCCGGACCACUGAAGCCACCUUGAACAGUCUGGGCAUUAGUGAGGAGUUGAAGGAAAAACUUCAGGAUGUAAUGAUUGACCGCCAUAAAGUGGCACUGGGGAAGACCCUUGGUGAAGGAGAAUUUGGCUCGGUCAUGGAGGGCCAGCUCAGCCAAGAUGGAGCUGUCUUUAAAGUUGCUGUCAAGACAAUGAAGAUUGCCAUAUGUACCCGCAGCGAGAUGGAGGACUUCCUCAGUGAGGCUGUUUGCAUGAAGGACUUCGACCAUCCCAACGUCAUGAAACUGAUCGGAGUCUGUCUACAGAAUACAGAAAGUGAAGGAUACCCCUCCCCUGUUGUGAUCUUGCCCUUCAUGAAACAUGGUGACCUGCACAGCUUCCUGCUAUAUUCCCGGCUCGGAGAGAGCCCAGUGUACCUGCCCACGCAGACUCUGGCUAAGUUCAUGGCAGACAUUGCAAGUGGAAUGGAAUACCUCAGCAGCAAGAACUUCAUCCACCGUGACCUUGCUGCCCGCAACUGCAUGCUAAACGAAAGCAUGACAGCCUGUGUGGCUGAUUUUGGCCUCUCCAAGAAGAUCUACAACGGGGAUUAUUACCGCCAAGGUCGUAUCUCCAAGAUGCCGGUCAAGUGGAUUGCCAUUGAGAGCCUGGCAGAUCGGGUUUACACCACCAAGAGCGACGUGUGGUCAUUUGGUGUCACCAUGUGGGAAAUUGCGACGCGAGGCCAGACGCCCUACCCAGGGGUGGAAAACAGUGAAAUUUACGACUACCUGCGUCAAGGCAACCGCCUCAAGCAGCCGAUUGACUGCCUCGACAGUCUGUAUGAGCUGAUGACGAGCUGUUGGGCGCUGAAUCCCCGGGACCGGCCCACCUUUGAAAUCCUGUGUGAGGAGCUGGAGAAGACCCUCAAGUCACUCCCCCCGGCCAAAGAUCCUGAGGAGAUCCUCUAUGUCAAUAUGGACGAUGGAGUGGCCCCCACAGAGGCGGAGCUGGGUGCCGUCGGGGGCUUGGGCCCUGAGGAGGCACUGGCCAAGGAAAGCCAGCUGCUGAAGACCACAGUGACGGCAGCCGAGGUCCAUCCCCCGCAGGCAAUGGGCCGCUAUGUGAUGUGUCCCACUCCCCACGAGAACAGCCGGCUGUUGACCGAGGCCCUCAGCUGUGCCGCCACUGAGGAAGGAGCCUAAAAGGGAUGCUCUGGAGACACAUGAGCUGUGGGGAGAAGUUGCAAUCUGCCCUGCUGGUGACGACACCCCCCCCCCCAAGGAGGGGCAUUCCAAAGCCAAACCCUUGAGACCCACACUCACCCUUCACACAAGGAAUCACUCUCCUGAUUCUGCUGACCUCUUUCCCUUGCUGGGAUGCAAAAGGUCCUCCUUCCCUGGUCAGUUCCCCUUGAUAGAGUGACGUGAAGCCGGCCACCCUUGCGUGGGUCUCACAGCCACUUUGUCUCCAUAUCUUGGCAGGGCAUCCCUCUUUGCUUCCAUCAGGCAAAACCAGAUAGCAGAUUCCGAGAUGCAAAGAUGGGGGAGAGAGGGAGGACUUCUCAGGACUUGGCGGGAAGGGGCUCGGGGUUAACUUGGCCAGCUAAAGGUUGCCCUGUUCCUUCUCCCGCUGCCAAAGGGAGCAGAGCCACCUGAUCUCCCCUUUUCUGUCUUUCUUCCAUCCCAAAAGUCUACCUGAUGAGGACCAGGACAGCAAUCUUUCUCUCCUCUAUGCUGCGUAGCAGCCUGAAGCAAAAAGCUGUGGUUGGCUCAAUCCAAAUUUACUGAAUAAAUCACAAUGAGUUGGAUUUACAGAAGCCAUUUAGCCAUAAACCAUGGCUUACGAACAAUGGCUGGGUUCACCUGCUGUGCUAUGCCACUCUUCUCUUAAUGAUGUUUGCCUUAUUGGACAAAACCCAACUGGCUCUUACAUCACCCAAAGCCAGUGUUUCUCAACCUUGAGAACUUUAAGAUGCAUGGACUUCAACUCCCAGAAUUCCCCAGCCAGCAUGUUGAAGUUGCCAAGGUUGAGAAACACUGCUGUGAGCCAUAAAUCAGGGUUUAGAAAAGCACAGUUAGCUGGGUUCAUACAGCAUACUAAGCCAAAGCAAGACACCUUAUGGCAUAGCGUGACAUAUGAACCAAGUUAACAUCUUAGCAUAAGGCGUGAACCCAGUCAUCCCAUCUGUAGAGGUUUGAGGAAAAUUUUACUCACUAAAUUCCUCCAUGAAUUGUAUUCACACAACACGCCAAGUAAGCUAAAGACCUAUAGAGGUUGCAUUCACACAACCUGCUACACUUAGCUAGUUUUCACCUAGGUUAGGUGUUUGUGGAUGUGUGGAUGCGUAUGUCACGUAAACCCAGACCAUUCAGUUUUGUUUACAGUUCAGGGCACUGUGUGAAUCCCCCCCAAAGGUUAAUUCAGUAACCAGAUUAAGGGUGUUGUGUGAACGCAAGCAAUGUCCAAAUCCAAGUUAGCCUUUUUUAUCCUGUAUCUCCCAAUGAGAAUACUCUGUAGCUUUCUCCCUCCAGCUCCCGGCCCCUUCCUAUUUUCCCAUCCAGCUAUUUCACUGCCAUGACUUCUCUGCUCAUCACCCUUGACUGCUCUGUGCCAGCUGGCAGCAAGGGCAAAUGAAACAGAGACUGGAUCACCUCUGCCCCGAAGCCUGGAUUGGAUGGAGCAGAAUAAUGUUUUACCAGAUGAACCUUUCUAUCACCGUUGCUUCUCAAGAAACAAUUCUCCCCCCCCCCGGUUUGGCUCCAGAGAUAAAUCCCAAGUGAAAUAUUCGGCCCUGCAGACUGUUCUGCUCUCAAGACAACUUCAUUUUAUCCUCCGUAGCAUAUGGAACGCUCGGGAAGACUGAGCAGAACCAUCCCUUUUUAGCCAUAACUGAAGCGUGCGAAACCCAAUCUCUGGGAAGCCCUUUUUGACCAAGGAUGCUGCAAAGACAAAAGUCAUAUCCCGAUGGGGACCUCAGGAUGAUUAAAAUGGAUUGCCAACUCCUCUUGUCCUUCCCCGCUUUGAGGGGAAGGUUUUUUGCAGGGCAUUUGCGGAAAAGAGAGAUGAGCCCACCUGGAUCAACUAGGAGAAAGCCCAGCUCUGUUUCUUCCUGGCAAAGUCUGUACCUUGAACAGCUGCAGGAAGAUGGAAGAUGGAAAUAUCACGGGCACACCUUUCUAAAUCACCAUGUUGCUGUCCUGGGAAAAACCCAGCCUGCAGAUUCCCUGCCGGUGGUGAUGACAUUACAGGCCAGCUUUAAUGUUGCUAUUGUUCCUUUAGAUCAGCAUUUCUCAAUCUUGGCAACUUUAAGAUGUGUGUGUGUGGGGGGGGGGGUUACAUUGCUGUGCAACCCCCAAGCCCUUUGAAACAGAAACUAACGGAAUGUAUUGUAUGAACUUACAGUAGAAAAAGGGGUUAACUUAGUCACCAAGUUAAGGUUUCUGCAAACACAGCUGGGUGUGACCAGUCAUGAUUUCAGUCAACAGUAAUUCCAAUCUCAGAGCCCGGCUGGAAAAAAUAAAAGAGGGUGUAGUAUGGGGAGGGGGGAUGCUAAGAGCAGAAGGAAGGGGUUGGUAUCCUCCCAUUUUACAUAACACAGCAGAUCCAUUUUCUUAAGUGAGACUUGCAGCCAUGAUUUCAUUUAGAGUGUCAACUUGGGACAAUCAGAAAGAAUUGAAUAUUGCCGCUUCUCUUAACUUGUUUGAGAAAACAUUGUCUUUUCUUCCCUGCCCUGACUUGAAUCAUAUUUUCAGGGACUUCAUUUCAGCUGCAAAAUCAUAUUUUCCAUUCCACUUGCCAGAAUGCAUUGAUAAACCUCAUCUCCCUUUUGGAGUGUGUAAGGAAUGGCUAGAUUGGGGAAAUGUGGCAUUUUCUGUUAGUCUAAAGCAGUGUUUCUCAACCUUGGGAAUUUAAAAACAUGUGGAUUUCAACUCCCAGAAUUCCCCAGCCAGCCAGGCUGGCUGAGGAAUACUGGGAAUUGAAGUCCACAUGUCUUCAAGUUCCCAAGAUUGAGAAAC